This is a messenger RNA of Corvus hawaiiensis (hawaiian crow), 3320 nucleotides long. It is a transcript of the gene RIT1, whose product is annotated as Ras like without CAAX 1. Gene Ontology annotation, biological process: Ras protein signal transduction. The coding region runs from base 81 to 734 and encodes 217 amino acids. The transcript has 5 exons. Gene Ontology annotation, cellular component: plasma membrane. Lineage: Eukaryota; Metazoa; Chordata; Aves; Passeriformes; Corvidae. The record is from RefSeq and is a predicted model, not a curated record. Gene Ontology annotation, molecular function: GDP binding; calmodulin binding; GTPase activity.
GGGCGGGCGCUGUGGCGGAGGAGCCGCCGCCAUUUCGGUGUCGCUGGGAGCGGGGCCGGGGGAGCGGCGAGGGAGCGGCGAUGGAUCCCGGAGCCCGCCCGGGCGGCGGCGGCGGCGCCCCGGGGCAGUCCCGAGAGUACAAACUGGUGAUGCUGGGCGCGGGCGGCGUCGGCAAGAGCGCCAUGACCAUGCAGUUCAUCAGUCACCGGUUCCCAGAGGAUCAUGAUCCCACCAUUGAGGAUGCCUAUAAAAUCCGGAUUCGCAUCGAUGACGAACCUGCCAACCUGGAUAUUUUGGACACAGCAGGACAGGCAGAGUUCACAGCCAUGAGGGACCAGUACAUGAGGGCUGGCGAGGGCUUCAUCAUCUGCUACUCCAUCACGGACCGGCGCAGCUUCCACGAGGUGCGCGAGUUCAAGCAGCUCAUUUACCGCGUGCGCCGCACCGACGACACCCCCGUGGUGCUGGUGGGCAACAAGUCCGACCUCACCCAGCUGCGCCAGGUGUCCAAAGAGGAAGGCUCUGCUUUGGCACGGGAAUUCAACUGCCCCUUCUUUGAGACGUCGGCCGCGUUCCGCUACUACAUCGACGACGUGUUCCACGCGCUGGUGCGCGAGAUCCGCAGGAAGGAGAAGGAGGCCGUGAUGGCCAUGGAGAAGAAAUCCAAGCCCAAAAGCAGUGUCUGGAAAAGACUCAAGUCUCCCUUUCGGAGGAAGAAGGAUUCGGUCACUUGAACAGAAAAUUCCUCUGCAAAACAGGACAAAAGCUGUGACCUUUUGUGACCAAAGCAGCUCGGUGACAACACUGACAGGAUGUGUGACACCUGAGGGGACUUUGGGAGGGAAUGCGUAACUCUGCCAGUUGUUUUUGUUUAGAACCAUGUUCCCUUGAUCCUGGAUAUUGACCUUCAGACCCAGUGACAGUUGUACUUUGUUUGUUGUCAUUUUUUACUGGACCCAGCACGUGUUGGCCACAGAGGCCAAUGGGUUUGUGGCCCUGCACUUCGGAGUGUUUGUUCUUGGUCACAGUGCCCUGGCAGCUGAACUGUGCCAACCAUUGCUGGAGUUGCACCCAGCCUCGCUGAACCCAUGUUGUUUGCACAAGAGGAUUUUGCUGCUCUCCAGAUCAACAACCCACAGAGUGAGAGGCUGAACAGGCGUUCACAAAGCGUCAUGGCCUUGGAGGUCACUGAGCAGAGCUGGGCUGGACUUCUUGUGCCCUCAUGGAAUAGAUUUCUUUCCAGGAAAAUUGACGUGGAAUACUGGUGUGCAAGUCCAUCCAAGUGAUCAGUUUCUCAGCAGUGCUGCAGGUGGGAUGUAAACAAGCCAGAAUCACAGAAUCAUUUAAAUGGAGAUCAUCGAGUCCAGCCUGUGACCCAGCACCAUCCUGUCACCCAGACCAGAGCAUUCAGUGCCACCUCCAGUCCUUUGAACACCUCCAGGGACUGUGACUCCACUGCCUCCUGAGCAGCCCCUUCCAAAUUCCCGUCACCCUUUGUCAUGAAGGCAAACUGUGGUUCCUGUGGCAGCUGUGGCUUGGCAGCAGUGCAUGGACAUGUGGGCUGUUCCUGCUGCAGACAGCACUGAAGGUGCUGCCACAGCCCCUGGAGUGUGAUGUGCUGGAGUAGCCACAGCUUGGAGCUCCCUGGCUCGUUAAAAAUCCUGGUGGGAACGGGGCACUGGCUGAGUUGGUCAGCUUUGUGUCACCCUAAAGGAGCCAGCGACUUUGGGAAGUGGGAGUCUCUGAUAGUCAUUCCCAGCUGUUCUGUGGGAACUGUUUUGCGGAGAAAGUGGCUGAUCCUGAGGGUCUGGGCCCAGAACUGACAUUCCCUCAUCCCGGUGGGGUUCUCCCAGUGCAGUCUGAGCAUUGCUGGAGCAGGGGAGGGAAGCACAGGCCCAGCAGCUCCUCCCCUCCCUGAUCUCACCUGUGCAGGUAACUGGGGCAGUUUCUGAUGCUCACAAAGAGCGAUUUGCUUGUGAGGCAGAUCCUCCACACCUGGAGGGACUCCGUGCCCUCGAGCUGAUUGGUUUUACAGCAGUUUUGGGAUCAGGUGCCUGGUGCUCCUGUGGAUUUUGCUGUUUAACCAUAGGACAAAUCACAGCUGAGUAACUCAGAUGUGGUUAAAAGCAGUUUUCUCUGAACCAAGUGCCUGGAAUCCUUCGGUGGGAGAGUGAAAGAGUUGAUUGGACUGAAGUGAUCUUCCUGAUCUCCACUCAGAUCUGUGCUGUCAGUCUGUGCUGCACGGGACAGGGGCAUCCAAACUGAGAACCCAGGUGUAAAAGGAUUAGUAAAGGAAGUGAGGAUAAAAAAAAUUAUAUAUAUAUAUAUAUAUAUGUAAAAAAACUCCUAUUACCUAAGAUAGGACUGGAAGUCCUGUGCCUGUUGGUUUUAAGAAUAUUUUCUUUGUGGAAGAUUUAAACAAAUGAGAAUUGUGGCAGGGGCUACAUUUUACAUUUGCUCUGUGAUGAGCUGGACAUUUAAAUUGGUUUCCAUUUCUCGUCUCCUCCCAGUGCUACGCUGCUCUGGCAGCAAUCACAGAAUCGAAAAAUUGCUUGGAAAAGGCUGAGGACACUUGAGAUUGUUCAGAAUUUCAGAUUCUUUCCUGUUCCUGUGUGAGCGGCCGCGGGCAUCUCUUCAGCGUUCUCAUUGUUGGAUUAAAAACUGCCUGAAACUCAGAUAAAAACACCACCUGGCCAAAAACUGCAGGAAGAGGAGGAGGAAUGAGCUCAGAAGUGGCUCUAAAGCAUUUUUGGGCUCUUGUCAGGUGUUUCAGAGCCGGGGCCUGACGGUGAUGAUGUAUUUUCCAGUGCUUCUCCAUCAGCUCUCGGAGCACAGCUGAAGGAGCCUGGCAGAGGUGCUGAACGCUGUACAGGACUAUUUUCACCCCUAAAUAACUGAAUUCUGUGCCUUACCUGAGUCCUGCAAUGCAGUUUAGGUGUUUACUAAUGCCUUUGGUGAGCCUGUUGCUUCUAGAACUCGUAGAGCAGAACAGCAGCCAGCACUUUUUCUUUUGUACACAGUGUUAUUCAAAGAGUUUUAUUUUUUGUCAUGUAUAAAUUUGUACACAGACUGAUUGUUUUAUUUGACACAAUAUAUAUAAUUUUUAAUACAAACUCUCUGCUUUGGAUGUGUCGGUCUGUGGUGGGGUUGUUCAGCUUGAGAAUGCUGAAGGAGGACAGUUCAUUGUGUGCUUGUAAAUUUGGGAUGUGCUUCCCGUGCUUGAAAAAAAAAGAGUUGGUUCAUUGCAUUUGAGUGGUGCAAAGGCUAAAACUUCUGUGAGUCUGGUGCUAAAUUGUUGAAAUAUGAACAUUUUCCAUCCA